CGUUCUGCCUCUUUUAUAUGAGGGUUGAGAAAAGAAAAAGGCACUUGACACUCCACCACGCUGCAAGUUUGACAGAGCGGUGGCGCGUUUUAGACUUUGUUGUUCGUGGCGAAGAAGCCCUCGUCUCAAUCUAUCCCAAGGAUGAAGUUCAAGGCUUUUCUCACGGACAAUGGAGUGACUCUUUUGGAGAAGAGGUUCCUGCCAGCACUUGACAAGAUGGGAAAGAUAUGUCACCUCUACCUCACAAGAGACCAUGCCAUGUUCCUUCACAACCUCCUUAAUGGAGAUGGUAUUCAAUCCAUUGCUCAAUUUCGCAAAGAAGCCCUUUUCGAUGACUACCGCAUUUCCAGCCAGAACGAAGAUCGUAUUGCUUUUACCAUAGAUGUCACUCUUCUCCAACGUGCGGUUCGUAGCAGUGUGAGCAUUUGUUCUGAACUUGGUGGCAGUGGGACUGCUUCUAAUCGUCUCCAAAUCAAGUUGGUGAAAAAGCUACCUCCAAAUUGUACCCAACCCAUGCCUUUUCUUACCUUUGAAACCAAAGGUUAUAAAUCUGCUGUUAUUCAGGAUAUCCCUAUUUCAAAGCCAUUAUCAAGAGCUCAGGUUCUUGAACUUCAGAAUGCUUUGGAUAUGGCCCAAGACCUGCCUCAAACUCUAGUUCAGGUGCCAGAUAUGAACCAAUUGCAGAACUUUGUUGAUAGGUUGAAGCAGGUGGGUGAUGUGCUCAGUGUCUCCAUAAGCAAGUACGGGGAUUUGCAUAUACAGGUUUCAACAACAUUGAUCACUCUCGGUGCUGAGUUUCGGAAAUUGUUGGUCAUUGGGGAGAAAGCAGAUGCCCCUGCUGAAGAUCAAAAUCUGAGUGCUCAGACUCGGUCAUCCAGGUCAGUUGCCAGAGGAGAUGCUCAAUCUGUGCAAGUAAGUGUUAAGCACUUUGCCAAGAGCCUUCAGUGUCACUUGACCAAACCAGAUUGUGCUUUCUAUGGGAUUGCUCCACUGGGUGCUUGUCUGACAGUUAUAUUUCAGUUCUUCAUUCCUGGUUCUCGGCAGACCGAUAAAUCAAUUAGCUUGCACUGCAGACUUCCUGUACUUGACCCUGGUUCUAGCUGACAGUUUCCAAACCCUUAGUGGGAUUCAUUAUGCUGAGCUUGGAGAUUCAGUUGAUCUUUCAGUAUCUACUCAAGUAUUUUCGCUACGAGUAAUUGCCAGCGUGUUUCAUCAGUGAAAUAUAAGGUUAUAUGAGGCGAGACAUCUAAAAACUGAAUUUGAAGGAAGGUCAAGUAGAUAUGAAUCGUUAGUGUCUGUAUAACUAUUGCUGGGAUAGCCCUCGUGCAUGUGUUGUCUUACGCAGUAAAAAUUUAUCUUAGUAUAAACUAGAAAGUUUGUUUUAUUUAUUUGUUUAUUUCUUUUUUGGGAUAGCAAAUGAAGAGUGGAACUCUGCGGUAACUAUGUCUCAGUUUUGCAGCUUAAAGCCCUUUAGAUUCAGCAAUAGAACAUCUAUUAUGAUUUAUGUGCCGGCUCUAUCAAGAUAAGCUGGUGGUAUUGAUCAUACCAAGUAACAAAACGAAUCUAAGAAAUUUAUUGAUCAAAUGAGAACACAAGUCCAUAUGACCUAAUAAAACGAAUCUAAGAAAUUUAUUGAUCAAAAGAGAACUUAAGUCCAUAUGACCUAAUAAACUGGGAAUGCAUUAUUUACUCUUCACCAAAAAUCUUUACAUGAACAAGAACCAUGCUUGAAAUGGUGGAAUCUGGUCCUAUCCCUAACUAUCAGUUCCCUAUUGUAAGCUUUAGAGACCAGCUUGGCCAUAUGGUGACAGUCCACACACAUUCUGAGGUUCUUCACAAUUCUUACGGCACCACCAGGUCCUGAACUAAUAAGAGCAUAGGCAAUAGCCAACUUCUCGCUAUGCCGGUAAACAGCAGUUUCCUUGUCCUCUUCUCCAAUAUCAAGGAAGACCUCUGAUGUAUCAGGUGAAUACCCUGCAUAUGUCAAUUCUUGCAUCAUGUUUUCUAACUUGGCAUAUAUUUCUUUAGAUUGAGGAUGUGACUGGUCUCCGGCAACAAAUUCAUGAACGCUACCAUUCAUUUCUAUCAAACUACAACCUGCUCCAUUUUCAGGUUCUAGCUCAAGAAUCUUGGUAGCAGCCAUUUCUGCAAGUUCCACAUUUCUUUGGACACGACAAGCUCCGAGAAGAGAUCCCCAGACAACUGAAUUUGGUUCUAUUGGCAUGUUCUCAAUUAAUUCAUGUGCUUCUCUUAAAUUACCGGCUCGACCAAGAAGGUCAACCAUGCAUCCAUAAUGUGUCACGCUCGGCUUGAUUCCAUAUUGGGUGGUCAUACUCACAAAAAAUUCUUUUCCUUCCUCCACCAUGCCUGUGUGUGUACAUGCACACAGGACACCAAUGUAGGUUAUCUCAUCUGGUAUAACUGAAGCUUCCAUCAUAUCUGAAAACAUAUCAAGAGCUUCUUCACCAUGGCCAUUAAUAGCAAAACCAACAAUCAUCGCUGUCCAUGUAAAUUUGUCUUUAUAAUGCAUUUCCUUAAAUGCUUUUCUUGCCUUUUCCACGUUUCCACAUUUGAAGUACAUGUCUAUCAGAGCAUUCCCAACAAAAGUAUCAUUUUUUAUACUGUUCUUGUCAAUAUAAGUCUUAAUCCAUUCCCCUAGUUCAAGUGCUCCCAGAUGUGCGCAUGCUGUUAGAAUACUAACCAUGGUGAAUUCAUCUGGUAUUACAUUUGAGAUUUGCAUCUCACGGAAGAGUUCUAAAGCUUCUCUGAAACGGUUCAGUUUAAGGUAUCCAUCAAUCAUGGCAGUCCAGGAAAUACCAUCCCUUUCAGGUAUCUGCUCAAAAUACUUCCGAGCCAAGUCAAUUUGACCAGUAUUGGCAUACCCACUGACAAUAGAAGUCCAUGUGAUCACAUCGCGAGUCUUCAUAUUGUCAAAAAUCUCUCGUGCAACAUUCAUUACUCCACAAGCUGCCAACAUAUCAAUCAGGGCAUUUUCCAGUAUGAGAUUAGGUUCAACAAAGCCUUUUUCGACAUAUUCAAGGAUCUUCAUGCCCUCAUCUAGAUCCUUCAAGUUGGAGCUAGCUGAAAGCAUCAAAACUAAGGUACAUAUAAACUCCAUUUGAAGGACACUCUAACCUAGAGUAGCCUUUGAUCAAGGUAUUCCAAAUGAACACAGAUGGUUCAGGAAUUGUAUCAAACAGGUGACGAGCAUAGUUCACAUCACCUGAAUCAUUUGUACAACAGAAGGCUAUAACUGUGUUUUGAACAGAAGGGUCAGAAGUAAGACCCAUUUUGAUGGUUUGUGAGUGAACUUGCUUGAGUUGGUCCAUGGACUUGCAGGUUUCAAGUAAAGAAAGUAGAAAUUGUUGAUAGCAAUGGCGAUUAGUAAGUGAAGUACUGCAGUGAAUUGGAGAAGUGGGGCCAUUAAAAAUCAAGGCGUUCUGUGAAAACGAACGUGAAAUUGCAAGGCCUACGGGUGAAAAGGGCCGGAGAGUCUUAGAGAGAAGAAAGGAGAGCAUUCAACACGCAACGAACGAAGGCACGAAGCAGAAAGCCAAUUUUGGUUCGCUCGGGGUUUUCUCUCCCUUCGGUGAAAAGCGCGGGUUGAUCUCGAUAGUAUGUAACUGUGUGUGUGUGUAUGUUUUCUUUUUUAUCUUUUUGGAAAUAAUCAAUUUAAACACACAGCUCACAUGCCUAAAUGCCAAAGGCCAAAGCAGCGCUUAAACUCUGGAUCUCUGGCUUGCAUGAAGGUGGCCUUACUAUUGAGACAACUUAUCAUUUAUAACUGAUUUAAUUAAAUAUAAA
Prosopis cineraria is the source of this 3804-nucleotide messenger RNA. RefSeq lists its product as uncharacterized. Bases 142 to 1104 code for a protein of 320 amino acids. The transcript has 4 exons. The record is from RefSeq and is a predicted model, not a curated record. Lineage: Eukaryota; Viridiplantae; Streptophyta; Magnoliopsida; Fabales; Fabaceae. Gene Ontology annotation, cellular component: nucleolus; checkpoint clamp complex; site of double-strand break. Gene Ontology annotation, biological process: nucleotide-excision repair; double-strand break repair via homologous recombination; telomere maintenance.